CAAAAACACCAAAAAUGACGCAGGAGUACCUUAAUUCAAGGACGGUUCGCUCUGGUGAUGUGUUGGACACGAUUUGUCGCAUUAUGGAUGACGAUGGCCCCCAACCGAUGAGGAAUAUGAAGCCGACUCAGAAGGUUCGUAAUGGAGCUGAACAGUUCAGUUCAGAACAUCACGGCGAAUACGAGGCCCGGGGUCGGCAGAGUAGCGAUCGUGUGGGCAAGGUAAACAGACACAAUGAAACCUAUCCCAAGAUGCGUGACGAGCUGAAAAAACGUCGUUCUUGCAUGGAGGUAACGGUAUAUGGCGCGAAAAGAAGCAAGAUGACACAAGUCGUCAACACGAAGCAACGUAAAGCAUGCGUCAAAAAACUAUCGAAAUUUCAAAAUAGGAACACUAAAUCCGUAUACCGAUCGUGUAACUCGAGAAAAAAAACAAAAACACGCGGGAAAAAUCGAAUAUCCAAAUCGAAGAGACGUUCAAAUCGCGCAAGACCCCGUAAUCGAGUUCACACAGCGUCUACCAUUACGGAGAAUAAUGACUGUCAAAUUUCGAACUGCCAGUUAUAUAAGCACAAAAUGAGCGGGAACGAUAAUUCAAAUAUGGAAUUGUCGGCCGCCACCACAGAUAAUAAAAGUAGAUGCGAAAUGUUUGGUACAGAUAACACACAAAACCCUAUGCGUCUGAAAUCGUCAAGUCAACUGUCUAAAGGAGGGGAUAUAUCGAAUGGGUCCGAAGCUGUUUCACUAAACCCUGAUACCAGUGAUCCCUCUAUUACUACUUAUAAUAGUAACACGUCUAUAGUACAGAUAACACACAAAACCCUAUGCGUCUGA
Molecule: messenger RNA, 833 nt
Organism: Achroia grisella
Lineage: Eukaryota; Metazoa; Arthropoda; Insecta; Lepidoptera; Pyralidae
Exons: 3
Coding region: 15-833 (272 amino acids)
Source: RefSeq, a predicted model, not a curated record